This is a messenger RNA of Menidia menidia (Atlantic silverside), 1680 nucleotides long. The record is from the annotation of a GenBank genome assembly. NCBI's taxonomy places the organism in Eukaryota, Metazoa, Chordata, Actinopteri, Atheriniformes, Atherinopsidae.
ACAUCCUGCUCUUAAGGAUGUAGGUGCUGCAUGUGUGUGUGGAGGAGUGCGUUUGAACGCUCCUGAUGUGACUGACAGCCGUUUCCUCUCUCAACAUGACUGCGGCGAAGCACCUCACAGCCCUGCUGUGCGUGUUAACAGUGACGGUCUGUGGCGAUGUCUCCCCGUCUCAGGAUACUGUGAAAACUACAAGCGCUAUAAGCCUCACCAGCUGGCCCGCUUCCUCCACGCUGAGCGCCACCUCUGGCACGCCACAGUCUCAGACUACGACACGACAAGUCACCACACAAGCUUCCACACUAACGCCCACAACAGAGGAACCUGCUCGCAGCACCGGUCCAACGACGGCAGCCACCACCAAGACAUCAGAAGAGACAGUUACACAAGAACGGACAGUCCCAACAACAUCACAAUCACCAAACACCACCAUCAACGUCAACACAACCAGCCCAGGGUAUGGCAGAGGAUCGGGGGACCUGGCAGCUAACCCCGGCCUGGUGGCCGUCAUCUGCAUCUUCUGCAUCGUCCUGACUCUGGUCCUGGUGGUCCUGAGUGUGAGGUGCAUCCGAUCGCCCGGUGCCAACUUUGAGAGGCUGGAGGAAGUGUCCCUGGGCAAAGUGAAUGAAGAGUCUCCGUUUGCGCAUUAUUCAAAAUGACAUCAGAGGCUUCACGGGACACGGAGGACACAGGAGGAGGGCUGUCCGCUCUGCCACUCCGAGGUUUCUGGCCAGAAAAGCGCAGGAAUGUUUUCCACAACAGCCAGCAGUGACUCCAGCUUCAAAUACAGACUCAUGCUCCUUAUAUCUAUUCAUAAAUACAUUUAUGAAUCUCCACUUUAUGGGACAAUAAUGGAUGUUUCUUUCCUAUAGCACUUUUGUCAAAGCUAGUAGUAGACUUUUGCACAAGCUUUGACCUGUUCACUUUGCUGCUGGUGACCAAAUUGAAUUAGGUCUGAAGCAAAAUCAAAUUAUCGCGCUGGUUCUAAAAAUAUGACAUACAUUUUCGGUUUCAUUUAUGAUUUUUGUGUAACUUUACUGUUUAAUUUGAGCGUUCAAAGCAAAAAUGAAGACACAUUUCCUGUUUUGAAGGUGUUAAAUUUAUCUUAUGAGAGUAGUUUGUGUAAUGCAUAGCUAAUAUUUUCUUUGGAGUGAGAUAAUUCUCAGGUACCUGAAACGGGGCCUUUGCUGCCCUGAUCAACUUUCCCUUUCCUUCUGAUUAUUCUUAAUCUGCUCCCCCUGUAAUUUAUGUGAAAGUAAAAAUGGUUUCCUUGCAGAAAGAUGUGUUCAGGAGUUUAUCCAUAUCUAAUCUGAGGUGUGAGUCAUGGAGACUCUUGUCAACUUCUCAUCUGAAACAGCUUUUUUCCCCCUGACCUCCUUUUAGCUUGUUAUCAUUCUUCCAGUUACAUGUUUUCAACCAUCCAAAAGUGAUUAACCCCACGCGUAAAAUGAGUCCUCGCACUUUCGUUUCCACAUGUGACAAAGGUGCUGUUUGUAGCUCUUUAAAUAACCAGCAUGUGAGUGGGCAUAUUUAGACAUUUAUACCGGUGAUUUCCGCUUGUGAUGAAUCAGUGCUGGUUUGUCAGUGGUGUCCUCUUUAUUAAGUUUCCACACCACCUCAGACAGCUGUAGAGUUCAUAGCUGUAAUGUUUACAAAAGAAUAAAUGAUGAAUUUCUCUCUCCA